UUUGAGUGAUUCACCUCGCAGAAAGUCAGAAAUAUUUUCUAAAAUUUUGCAUUUUGAACUGAAGCAAUGACAAUUAGUUGAAAAUGAAAGAAAUUAUAAUUUCAUACAACGUUUAAAUCAAAACAAUCAUCGCUUUGAUUGAUUUUAAUUAUUUUCAACUGUGGAUUGUGUUUGUGUUGAACAAGAUGCCAUUCGAUUUUUUGUGUUGUGUUAGACCUGGAGUGGAAGACGUGGUUGAGCUGGAUUAUUCACAUCAGUCUCUAUCAGACGUUCCUUCGGACGUGUUUGUUUACGAGAGGACCCUCGAAACUCUGUAUUGUCAAAGCAACCGUAUCACUGAACUACCACGCCAACUUUUCAUGUGCCAUGGUUUAAAGUAUUUAGACCUUAGUGAUAAUGAUCUCCAAGCCAUACCAACUGCCAUAUCAUCCCUGGUAAAUCUUCAACAUUUUAACAUCAGCAGAAAUACUCUAACUGUUAUUCCAGAAACUAUGAAAGCUCUGAAGUAUUUAAUGUUUUUAGACCUGAGCGUGAAUCCAUUGGAAAAACUUCCAGAUGCUAUUACCAAUUUGAUUGCAUUACAAGAACUAUAUCUUAAUGAUACCUACCUAGAGUACCUUCCAGGCAACUUUGGUCGUCUAGCCAGUUUACGCAUACUUGAACUGAGAGAUAAUUAUCUAAUGAUUUUGCCAAAGUCUCUUUCAAGAUCAACAGAAUUACUGAGAUUAGAUAUUGGACAAAAUGAAAUUCAACAGUUUCCAGAAGUUAUUGGAAGAUUUUUAAAACUAAGAGAAUUGUGGCUAGACAGUAACAGUUUGACAAAUAUUCCAGCAGCUAUAAAACCAUUGGAAUGUUUGAUUCAUUUGGAGGCCAGUAACAAUAUGAUAGAAGAAAUAGCCCCUGAGAUUGGUUACUGCACACAGCUAGUAGAUCUGAGUUUAUCAAUUAACAGUUUGACUCAACUUCCCGACAGCAUUGGGCAAUUGAGCAACUUAACAACUUUGAAACUAGACAAUAACAGAUUAUAUUGCUUACCAGACAGCCUUGGACAGCUAGCUAACUUAGAAGAACUGAUGCUUAUGUGUAAUUAUUUAGAAAAAAUACCUUCUUCUAUUGGUCUCCUAAGAAAAUUACAAUACCUGAAUGUUGAUGAAAAUAUGCUAAGAGCUAUUCCUCCUGAAAUUGGAAGUUGUACAAAGCUGUCAGUUUUAUCAGUACGGGCAAAUAAAAUUAAUAAAAUCCCUCCAGAAAUUGGCCAUUUAUCUUCGUUAAGAGUUUUAAACUUGGUGAGAAAUUCACUGAGCUAUCUUCCCCAAUCUUUGUUAAAUUGUGAUAAUUUAGUGGCCCUUUGGCUGUCUGAAAAUCAAAGUAAACCUUUAGUGCCUAUGCAUUCUGAAGUAGACCCUCAUACUUAUGAGCAAGUCCUUACGUGUUUCCUCUUCCCCCAAGUGCCUUUAACUCCUAUGGAAAUCAAGCCUGACAUUGAGAAACCUGAAAGCUCAGAAGCGCAAACAUCCGCAAGACACAUAAGUUUUGUAGAUAUGAAAGCUACAACUAAAAUUCCUGAAAAGCCUGGACAAUUACGAAGGGCACCUACCCCAUACCCUAAGGAGCUGAGAGCCCUGGCUAAACAUGCUAGAAAUAUUCAUAAAGAUGGUGCUCAAGAUGUAUCUCCACCCAUGCAAAAUACAGUGCAUAUCAAAGCUGCCAAAAUAACCCCCACAUUGCAACAAAGAUUUGCAUCAGACAAUAAAAAGCAAACAGAAAAUACAGCCAAAGAUAAUGUAGAUGGUGCUAAUCAAGAUCAAAUGAAAAUGUCAGUGUAUGAUAAUCUUCCUACUGAGAAUGCUUAUGACCGACCUUUGGAUCUUGCAUAUGAACAAGAUAAAACAUAUAAGAGCGUAGAUCAUGCUUUAUAUCCUGAGAAUAAUGGAACUGUUAAAAAUGAACACAAGGGAGAAAUAUCAGAUCACUAUAUUUUAAAUCAAAGAUAUACUGCUGCAAAACCAAAUGAUUAUAUGGAUAGGUCAACUGUUUCUAUACCUCAAAAUAUAUAUGGAGCACAUGUCGAUCACAAGAAUUAUCAAGUUCCUAAUGAGAGUAAUUACCGUAGCAGUUUAGAUGACUCUAGAGGGCGCUUUCAAAGAUUAAGCCUUAGCUCUCAAGAUAGACAUUCUAAUAAUGAUACUAUGCUUCCACCACAUUUUGAUGAUAGACCAUACAAUCCUAGAACUGGUAUGGAAAAUAUUCACAAAUUUGAACCCAUGUAUUCCAAAAAAGAUCACAUGGCUUGCAAUCCUGUACCUGAUGGAAAUUAUCAUGAGAGUGUUUAUGAUGGUGAUAACUAUGCACAUGCAAAAGAGAAAAUAUAUGGACAGAGAAAUUAUGAUACAUACAACUAUCUUCCCCAUGGCAGUUGUGAAUUAAGUCCAAGAGUACACACUGUCAGUCAAGUGGUCAGCUCUACUACUAUGCCAAAUUUAAGCAAAUAUAAUAACAUGUAUGCUAUACCUGGAAUGGAUAGUCGUCAAUACCCAACUUCUACACCAAAUGCAAACAUGUACAAUGUAUCAACGUCUAGCCCCACAUAUGUAUCGUCUCAAUCGCCAGAGCUCUACUCACCAACUGGGCAUACAAAUACAACUAAUCCAUAUCGAAUGACGGACACUCCGCUCAUAUCUGAUGAUGGCAGUUAUAGUCAUGUGCAUUCUCCAACAAGUCAGAAUAUGUUUGACUUGUAUGACGUUCUACCAGCUGCUUCCAAUACCCCCAGUAUUAUUAGUCACAGACAUAGCCCUAGUGGAUUAUCUGAACCAGUGUACGGCCGUGGUCAGCCCCCCCCAUAUCACAUUGCAGCUCCAUACACUAAACAUGCACAAUAUUUUAAUGGGACUGGAGGAUAGUGGUGAAAACGAAAGAAAACCUUCAAGUUUUCUUCCAAGUGUACAGUCUUAUGAACAUUAUUAGUACCUACAUGAUAUGACAUAUUCACUGGAGUUUCCAAUGCUAGUUUUUCCACAGUAUUUAUGAUUUUUUUUGGAAAUUUCAAUGUUAUACCUAUUUUAUCCCGAAAAUUGCGGGACCAUACAUGAACCGGAAGUCUUGGAUUGGAUACUCUCUCAUAUACCUACUAGGCGUGUUCCAGAAUGACAUGUUAAAACUAUUUUCUAACAUAAAACUAGUUCCAAGAGACUGGUUAAUCUCUUAUCAAGGCAUAUAAUGUAAUAAAUUCUGGAAUACUAUAUUACCAUAGAUCACAUUGUUUGUGACACCAUACUUUGCCUAAGUAUUUUCAUGUCAUUACUAAUAUGUUUUAUAUUGUGCAAUUUAAAUGUGAUAUGUAUAAUAAUAAUGUUGAAUGUAAUUUUAAGGUGCUAAGUGAUGGAUUAUAAAGUUGGGUUACCUAUUACAAUAUUUUAUGAAAGGGUUGAAUUUAUAAAAGGGAUAAAAUUAGGCAUUCAAAAUGAUUAAAUGACAUUUAGGGGAGCAGCAUGUUAAAUAUGCACUACUUAUAAUGUAAAAUUUUUGUAGGUACUACUCAUGUACGACUUGUAACAACCAUGUUGUAUUAUAAAAAUACUUUUUAUGAAAUUAGGUAAAUGUUGAAUAAAAUAUUGUGUAGUGCAAAGCUUGUUUGACAAAAUAUACCUACCUAAUAAUAUAUUA
Molecule: messenger RNA, 3666 nt
Organism: Ostrinia nubilalis (European corn borer)
Lineage: Eukaryota; Metazoa; Arthropoda; Insecta; Lepidoptera; Crambidae
Gene: Lap1
Product: protein lap1
Exons: 1
Coding region: 186-2903 (905 amino acids)
Biological process (GO): cell-cell adhesion; neurotransmitter receptor transport, endosome to postsynaptic membrane; embryo development
Cellular component (GO): postsynaptic membrane; adherens junction; postsynaptic density
Molecular function (GO): protein binding
Source: RefSeq, a predicted model, not a curated record